This is a messenger RNA of Ictalurus furcatus (blue catfish), 7276 nucleotides long. RefSeq names its product signal transducer and activator of transcription 2 (gene stat2). The record is from RefSeq and is a predicted model, not a curated record. NCBI's taxonomy places the organism in Eukaryota, Metazoa, Chordata, Actinopteri, Siluriformes, Ictaluridae. The coding region runs from base 1451 to 3514 and encodes 687 amino acids. Gene Ontology annotation, molecular function: DNA-binding transcription factor activity, RNA polymerase II-specific; RNA polymerase II cis-regulatory region sequence-specific DNA binding. The transcript has 20 exons. Gene Ontology annotation, biological process: regulation of cell population proliferation; cell surface receptor signaling pathway via JAK-STAT; defense response.
AUGAAGAGAGGAGUAAUGAGAAGAGGAGAGGACUAAUGAGAAGAGGAGUAAAGAGGAGAGGAGUAAAGAGGAGAGGAGUAAUGAAGAGAGGAGUAACGAGGAGAGGAGAGGAGUAAUGAGAAGAGGAGAGGAGUAAUGAGAAGAGGAGUAAUGAGGAGAGGAGUAAAGAGGAGAGGAGUAAUGAAGAGAGGAGUAAUGAGGAGAGGAGAGGAGUAAUGAGGAGAGGAGUAAAGAGGAGAGGAGUAAUGAGGAGAGGAGAGGAGUAAUGAGGCGAGGAGUAAUGAGAAGAGGAGAGGAGUAAUGAGGAGAGGAGUAAUGAGGAGAGGAGUAAAGAGGAGAGGAGUAAUGAAGAGAGGAGUAGAGAGGAGAGGAGUAAUAAGGAGGAGUAAUGAGAAGAGGAGAGGAGUAAUGAGGAGAGGAGUAAUGAGGAGAGGAGAGGAGUAAUGAGGCGAGGAGUAAUGAGAAGAGGAGUAAUGAGGAUAGGAGAGGACUAAUGAGGCGAGGAGUAAUGAGGAGAGGCGAGGAGUAAUGAGGCGAGGAGUAAUGAGGCGAGGAGUAAUGAGGAGAGGAGUAAUGAGGAGAGGAGAGGAGUAAUGAGGAGAGGAGUAAUGAGAAGAGGAGUAAUGAGAAGAGGAGUAAUGAGGAGAGUAGAGGAGUAAUGAGGGGAGUAGAGGAGUAAUGAGGAGAGGAGUAAUGAGAUGUGGAGAGGAGUAAUGAGAAGAUUGUGUGUGGUGCAGUUACGUGUGAGGAUGAGGUUGAGCUGUUUGCCGGCUUUGUGGGUUGCUGGUGUGGUGAACUGCUUGAGGUUGAAUGUGGGAAGGAGAGCAAGAAAGUCAGCUGCAUGUGGCUUGUCGAGGUGAAUGUUGAAGUCACCGAGGACCACAAGAGGACUUCCAUCAUCCGGGAUGGUGGACAGAAGCGUGUCAAAUUCAUCGAUGAACUUCCCCAGUUGACCUGGAGGACUAUUAAUAAGAAAGUGCAUUUUGGCACGGUCAGUGACUGCAACAGCAUGAAAUUCAAAGGACAUGUAGGAGCAAGAGGGAGAAAGGCAGGUAAAUUUCCAUGUUUUGGAGAGAAGUAAACCUGUACUACCCCCUUGUCUGAUGGGACACGAGGUAUGGGAUAAGUUGCAGUUGGAGGCUAGGGCGGCGGGUGUGGCAGUGUUCUCUGUUCGGAUCCAGGCCUCAGUCAGAGCCAGCACACUGAGGUUGGAGUGGGUGGAAAAGGCAGCAAUGAAGUCAGCCUUGUUGGCGCAGAUCGGCGGUUUCAAAGUCCGAUAGAGAACGAGGAGGAAAUGCCGAGGCCACAUGUAGAGAGCGUAGGCUGUCUAAAUUGCAUACUUUUCUGGGAGUGUAACACGGUCUGCGCCUGUAGUAAAUAACCGGGAUAAACUGAUAACACAUGUUCGUGUGUAAACAGAUUCACAGAGAGGGGAAGAGAGGAGGAAAAGAUGGAGAGGGAGAGAAGUAUACUUUGCAGCGUGAGUGGUGUCCUUGCUCGGUGGACUCGUUCAGGGACAUCCUCAUCUUUGACUCCUCGUUUGAUUGACAGCUCAGAUCCUCAUACUUUAAAAAACAAACAAGAACUCGGGCAUUUCAGAGGAACGACGGAUGAAACGGAGAAACGCGAGCAGAUAAAAGUGCUUAGAGUGAUGCUCAACAGACUCAACAAUGGCAGAAAGUCGUUUCUCUCGGAGACGGCGUCUCUGCUGAACAGCGCUGAGCAUCUCCUGUCCAUGCUCUUGGAGGAACUGGUGGAGUGGAAACGCAGGCAGGAGGUCUCCUGCAUCGGGGCUCCAGAAGACACCAACCUUGAACCUCUGGAGAAAUGGUUCACUGCGGUGGGGGACAGAAUGUUCCAACUCCGUAAGUUCCUGCAGAAACUGGAGGAGCUUAAGGACAAAUUGAGUUACGAUGAAGAUCCCAUCAAGACCCAAAAACCCGAACUACAGGAUCAAGUGGACGCGUUACUAACCACUCUGCUGAAGAGCGCUUUCGUGGUGGAGACACAGCCCUCCAUGCCGCAGGGUCGAGGUCCUCUGGUCCUGCGCACAAACAUCCAGUUCUCAGUUAAAACCAGGUUUCUCUUUAAGGUUCCUGAACUCAACCAUGCCAUGAAAGUGGGCGUGUCCAUUAACAAGGAUGUCCCGAGUGUGAAAGGGUAUCGCAGGUUUAACGUUCUGGGGACGUCGAGUAAAGCCUUAAACAUGUCCGAGAGCAUGAGCGGUGGAAUGGUGGCAGAUUUCAGACAUUUGACUUUAAAAGAGCAGAAGGUUGGAGGAGGAGGAAAGGGCAACAAUGAUCUGUCUCUGAGCGUGACCGAGGAGCUCCACACCAUACACUUCGAGACGCAGUUCAACCUGCACGGCCUGUCUGUCUCUCUGGAGACGUGCUCCCUACCUGUCGUGGUGAUCUCCAACUCCAGCCAGCAGCAGAGCGCCUGGGCGUCUGUACUGUGGUUCAUCAUGCUCUCUACUGACCCCAAGAACCUGGUGUUCUUCGCGAGUUCUCCCGUAGCGACCUGGUCUCAGCUGGGGCAGAUGUUGAGCUGGCAGUUCCAGUCGUGUGCUAAACGAGGCCUGGAUGCAGACCAGCUUGAUACUCUUGCGCUGAAACUUUUUGGAAAACAAGACAAUUAUGAAAACUGUAAAAUAUCUUGGACCAGAUUCAGCAAGGAGAACAUCCCUGGGCAGAACUUCACGCUGUGGGUUUGGCUGGAUGGAAUUCUAAACCUGGUGAAGGUUUACCUCGCCAAUAUGUGGGAGGAUGGGUCCAUCAUGGGUUUUGUGAGUAAAGGGACGGAGAAGGCUCUGUUGAAGAAGAAACAGAGUGGAACAUUUCUCCUGCGCUUUAGUGAAAGCAUCAGAGAUGGAGGAAUCACGUUCAGCUGGGUGGAGUACUGUAAUAAAGGUAUACCCAACGUGAGGACGGUGCAGCCCUUCACCAGUGUGGACCUCAAGCAGAUUCCUUUCCCCGAGAUCCUGCGCAACUUUCAGAUCAUGGAGGCGGAUAACGCGCCCGUGUACCCACUGCAGUUCCUCUACCCCAACACGCCUAAAGACCAGGCGUUCGGCAAGUACUACAACGAGAAGACUGGAGAGGAAAGUCCUUACAUUAAAUACAUUAGAACCAAGCUGGUCUUCGUGUCAAAAGAGAAUGGGUGUACGAGCGCGCCUGAAGGGCCAGCGCCUGAUCUGUGUGCACAGCACGACGAUCCUCCUUCGCCUCCUGACAUGAACCAUGACGUCAUGCUGCGAGGGGUAGAAAACUCCCCGAUGCUCUCCAGCUACAGCCCCAGUCCCAGUCCGCCCAGCAGCGUUCCGGAACCUUCUCUCUGCGACAUCCCAGUAGAUCUCCUGGAUACUCUGAUUACAGUUCCUUUUGCAGAUGUUCCUCUGAAGGGCUGCCGCAGUACCGAAACUUUCCUGGACAUGCUCUCUGAGGCGUACUCUCCCAACGCUAACCAGACGACGCUGCAGGAGUUUCUUAGCGACCAAGACUUGUGGACGGUGUGAAGAUUCCUGCGAAGUAGGAGAAACCUUCAGCGUUUAUCAUUUGGUCAUGUUCUUCUCUCUUUAAAAACAAAAGCCUGUGUACUUUUCUUGCACUUUUUACAUUCUUAUGCUAUGCUGUGGUUCUGUGGCACUAUGCUACGUAUCAGCCGCUGGGGCUAAGUGAUUGGGGGCAGGGGCGGGGGGAAUCAAUGAAUAUCUUGUCCGAUGUAUUUCAGCGUUUUUUUUUUCUUUCCCCACCGGAUAGUGUGGCUCAGAUUGUGGUAAUGCCUUUAGUCGUUAUUUCAUGAGGACUGAAGAAAGGUACCUGUGCUCGUGUACAGUACUGGACAGGGAUGUGUGGGUGGAGCUAAAAUAGAGCAGUCUAUUGAUUAGUCAGUGAUCUUCAGCAGUGUAGUGACUGUCUCUCUCUCUUCUUUUUUUUUUUUUUCUUCCCAAAUCUCCAUUUUCCAUUGUAUUUACAAGGCAGUGUCGCAAUUUUACCUUCAAAUCAGAUGUUUUGAUUUCGUUUAGUCCAGUGUUAAAUUUGAUUUCCGUGUAAACGCCUCACUCCUCGUGCUGCAGGCUAUCUGGUGAGUUUUUGGAGUGACCCCAUAUUAUUGAGCGUAGAUGACAUGCAGUCGUCCAGCGUACAGCCUAGCAGCUCGUUUUGUGCGGUUUUAGACAAACCUUCGUUCGAGGUAAUAUCAUUAACCGGGGUUGCCAGGUUUCAGCAAAAUUUCUCAAGCACGACACAAACUAUGCAAAACUAACCCAGCAAAUUCGGGCAUUUUCAACAGGGAGACACUUUUUUCUCAUUGAAAACACGUAUUUCACACAUGUUUCUGAUGAAUGGACAUUAUCCACUCCAGAACCCCCUUUUCCCUCUCUUUAUUACGUUUCAUUCAGUUUAUUUGCUACAAAACAAGUCCAAACAAGUCCUGGACAAAGUUCUGGAAAAAUAACCAAAAAAAAAGUCCCAAACUUUGAACAUCUGUCAUAGCGACAUCCAUUCCAUGAUUUAAAAAGUGCAAAGAAUACGACACAAGCGCGACUCUGCCUAGAGGAGACCGUCCACCAAAAUUCAGUGAGUGGGUGAAGAGGGGAUUAGUCAGAGAAGUAACCAAGAGGCCAAGUGUAGGGGCAAACCUAAAACGCUUCACAGAGCUGGUCUUUACGGAAGCGCAGUGAGCCGUGUAAAAUCCUCUUUACUGAAAUGUUGGAACGUUGGAAACUCGGCACAGGUGGGAAAAGUUCUCUGGUCUGAUGAGAUCGAAACUGAACUCUGUGUCCUUGGAACAAAGCACUAAAACCUUCACAUCACCUGACUGCUGUGAAGCAUGAAGGUGGUAGCAUCAUGUUGGGAGUCAUCCUUGGUCUGUUGGAUGCUUAGUAACAGUAUAGAAACCUUAGUACCUCAUACAGUAACCGUAGUAACCGUACUAUAAGUAUUGUAACCGCAUCAUAACCGUAGUAACCAUAAUGCACUGCCCGGUGGAAAAGCUCUACCAGUAUAUCGAGCUUUUGAAAGUCUUAAACGACAUCAUGGGAUCUUUAGGUUGAAGAUGAUUACUGCACUUCCCUUUUUAUCGAUUUAUUAAAGCCACAGAGUGGAUCAUGAAAUAUUGCUGUGUAGAUGAGAGUGUUGGUCUAUCAAAUCAUGUCAUUUUCUGGUUUAAGUGGAAGAACUUGAUGUGUACUUGCUGAAGGUAAACCGUCUGAAUUAUUGGAGAUUGCCAAAGGUGUCCCCCAAGGAUCUGAGUUGGGGCCCCUUUUAUUUCCUUUUUACAUAAAUAGAUUUGAUCAUGACAUUCACGAGGCUAAUUUUCCCUUUUAUUCUGAUAACACUGUCAUGUAUUUUAGUGCUUCCACAAAACAUCGAGCCUCGCGUACGCUUCAAUUAGCUUUUGAUGUCAUUCAGUCACGGCUUUAUAACUUAAAGUUUGCUUUGAAUGCUGAUAAAAACCAAGCAAUGGUAAAUAAUCUCGCUUCUCUCCAGACCUUAAAGGUAAUGCGAUUGAGUCAGUAAAAGAGUAUAAAGAAACUAAAGAGAGAAUUUAAACUAAAUCUUGGGUUUUAUUUUAGAAACCAGCUUUGUCUUUGCAUUAUCGUAAGAAAGAAAUGCGUUUCUGCUGCCUUUUCUACCUGUGCUUGAUUAUGGUGAUGUGCUGCAAGAUGCUUGGCCUUCUUUGUCCACUAGAAGAAAAAUGCACUGGUGUUUAAUCAUUUACAAAACCACUUCAUAUCUCUGUUGUCUCAUUAACGGAAAAGUCUUUGGAAAUAUUCCCUUCGUUCUUAAAAUGGCCGUACGGUCUCUGUUCCUUUUCUCCGAACUGAACUGGGGGGCUCUUAUGUGUGCCGCUCCGUCUGACUGGAAUUCUCUUUGAUUGAAAGUGAAAAGACGAAACGUGGCGUCUAUGGAAGAAUUUAAAUCUAUUAUUCGGCGGCUGUGAGACGAGUCCGUGGUGUGUAACGGUCUUGAAGUGUUUAAUUUGUUUGAUUUUUGUGUGUAACUUGUGAUUAUAACUGAUUGUAUACUGCGGUCCAUCUUGACCAGGACACCCCUUUUUAAUCUCAGAGAGGCUGUCCUGGUUAAAUAAAGGUGAAAUAAAUAAAUAAAAAUAAAUAAAAUACAAAUUGUCAUUUUACGUUUACGCCUGAAACGCUAAAAGAGGCAGAGAAUUUUGCGGAUCUCUUUUCCUUGUCUUUUCUUCUCUAUUUAACAUCCUGUCUUUUUAUUCCUUUUAUCUCUCUCGCUCACAUCUUUUUUCCCUUUCUCUCACUUUUUCCUCUUACUUUUUAUUUCUGUUUUGCUUUCUUCAUCUCUUUCUUUGAUUUCUCCCUUUCUCACUUUUUUUGUCAUUUAAAAAUAAAAAAACUCAUACAUGUUCCGUUUUGUUUGUCAAGAAAAAAAUUCUCCAACCUCGUUUUCUUCUGUCUCUUUUUUGUGUCUAUUUCCGUCAUCUGUUCUCCUUUUCUGCUGAUUUUGUUUUUUCCCUACUUUUUCUUUUUUUACUUUCUCUCUACCUCUUCCUUUCUUUCUAUAUUUUUUCCUUAUGUAAACGUAACAUUUCAUCGCGGUUUGAAUUCUGUCUGAUUUUCACAUUAAGAGAAAAUGUUUCAUCUUGAAGUCUGUAAAACUCUGAUUUUCUCCCAGUGUAAAAUCCAGAACAGUUUUUUUAAACGACAGAACGAACUCAUCCUUCUGUUUUAAGCUCUUCUUAUGUUCUCCUCUCGGGUGCCCGUUGCCCUGUGAGGUCAUUAAUCAUUAAUCAUCUUAAAACGGAGGGAUUUGGAUGUAGAAGUGAAAUGAUGGAGAUGUUUUCACCCCAGAGUUUAAUUUCCUUAGAGAAAGAGAAACAUGACAUUUUGUCAUCCAACAGAGCAUUUUAUAAAAUUUAUAUAUAGAAUGAAAAGUACUGGAGAGCACUGUGUAAAUGAAUAUAAAUCACUGAUUAUAAAUAAGUUAGAAUUCACAGCUGGAAUCUGGAGAUUAUCUGGCGUAUUGAUGUCUUACUUCCUGUAGGUUUUCUCCAAACUGUAAAUGCCAAAAUAAUUUUUAAAAAAGACCAACUUUACAUCCUAAUGAAUAAGAUAUGUUCAUGUAAUGCCCUGAUGAUGGUGGUGGUGAUGAUUUUAUGUCUGAUGUGGUUUUUCAUCCUUAUUUGUCCAGGUCAGAGAUGCGCACAUGCACGUCUAAUUCUUCUUUUUUUAAUUAUUAUUAUUAUUACUAAAAGUUUUAUUUCAAUAACAUGUAAUAUUUUGAAUAAAAUGCUCCACCCUGUA